AUGUCCAGCCACGCAAGAGAGGAGUCGCAUUCGGCCAAAAUAUGCCGUGGCGACGCCCCGCGCAAACCCAAGGCUAGACUCGAUCGCGCACUCAUGCACAAAGAAUUCCUCAAUCAUGAGCUGAAGGAUGACAACAGCCGUUCAAGUUGCCCGCUCGAGGCACUUGAGCUUCCACGUCUGCGGCGAUGCGCAUUCGAUGUGAGCACCCUCCACAUUAUCGGACCCGUCAACCCCAUCCAGACGCGUUUUGAAGAAAGGGUUGAUGGUGGCCUCGACGGAUACAACUGGCAAAUUCGAUUCGGAGAACGCGGCCCCUUUGUUUUGAAAGUCUUCUGGGAUCAAGAGCCGCCUACACCACCGCUAUACUAUGCACUGCAACGAGAAUGCCAAGCUGCAGCCGUCUUGCAGCUGAUGCAGGAAGCCCUGGCGCAAGACGAUCCCUCUCUUGACCCCGUCCUUGUUUACCCUGAACCCUGCGACUGGAGGGAGGGCUAUGAGAACAUGCUUGCAUUCAGUGAUGAAUGGCGACGCAAGGGCUCACCGUGCUCUGCCUCUACCCCAAUGACAGAGAUAACGAGUAUGCCCCGCAUAAGAAAGUGCUAUGGCUGGAUAAAAAUUGCGGGAGAUAUUCUGUACCAGCUGCCGCCCCUCUGGCAGCCACCACAUCUCAAGAUUGAAAAGAUACCGAGACAGAUAGAACGCAAUAAGGAGUAUACAGCUCUUGUCUACGAAUAUGUGGAGGAAGGGGAAAACAACGCGGAAGUCAUACAGGAGUCGUUGAACUUUUUUCGGGACGCCGGUUUCUCUCACACUCGGAUUUCGUUGGCACGCAACUGGAAAAAACGUGUCUACCUAAGUGUCAACUUCAUUCCCGGUCUCGAUAUCCCAUCCAUCAAGAUGCCUACCAUUCUUGAGGCACUCGCAGAAAAGUCUGUAGCAAAGGACUUCAACUGCAUCCUUGGCGUCGCUGGGUCAAACACGGCCUGCGAUACCACUAUUAGUAUCGAACAGUGGCAUUCUUGGGAGGACUUUACUUACAACAACAUCAAACAGAUUUUUAAGAAGGAUCUGGGUCGACGGUACAAGGGCGAGAACGAGCCGUCACCGCUACCGAUGGACUUAGAUGUUUUCAAAGAAGAUGCGACGCAAGACGCACUAGGGCGAUUCCCGGUUCCCAUUGUCAACUAUGCUCUUGACUCCAGUGGCGGUUCGGAGCAUUUCGGCCGUGGAAGCAGGUGUGAAACGAACGACAUGUAUGUACCUGACUGGUCGGUAUUGUCAAAGCCUCAUGCCAUAGAAGCUGGGAUGAUGCUGAACAUGCUUCCCGGAGACACGAAAAUCAGCUCGAAAUGGCGGUCUAGCAUGCUCGAGGACAACGACGGCAAAUUUGACGAGUGGAAGAAGGUUCUCGACCAAGUUGUUACCUACAUGGCAUGGUGGUCUGCUCGGUACGGCUUCAUCGUUACCGACACCGAAGUCGUUGCGCUGCGAAUCCAUCGCCAGCAUGUGCCCGAUGGCCUAGCCGUCCAUCGACCGCGUCGCAGCCGCCGGUCGGACGCCACCAUUACGCUGAGCAGCGACCCCGUCAGCAUUGCUUCGAGCGAAGGGUUCCAGGACACCGACCCGCUGCUUUGGGAUUUCGGGGUCGAGUACAAAGCAAUUCCGUGGUCCGCACAUGGGUCGGGGAAGCUCACAGGGAAGCUCGCCUUGUGGGCUCUAGCAAGAAUGGCAUCGUGCGGCGACCGCAGCAUUGAGUACUCCUACCCAGGUUUAGACACCUGGCGCACGCAGGAUACAGGCCGCGGCAUCGUUCACAACACAUCAGGUGCGAAACUCGACAAUCCGACGAAACAUACCGAAAUUCAGCAACGCGAUCACUUCGUUCAUGCCGCUCCAGGCGCGGGGAGCAAUACCAAGGAUCUUUCCAGCGACGAUGAAGACGCAAGCCGUUCUGAGGCUUACGAGAGCGAAGCUGUCGAGGAGCCGGAACUGCCGCAGUUCAGCAGGCCGGCCUCUGCUGGGCUGGAGCACACCGCUGCGGUGCCGGAUGCUCAACCUGCCGAGGAUCGUAAUGCAUGGAUACUGGUUAAGGUGGAAAGAAGAGGAAGGGAGUACUAUUACAAAGAUUACAAAGAACAUCGCAAGUCAUCGUCCAAGAGUGACUGGGAGGCGGUGGAUGGGGGCUAUGUCCUUCGUGGAAAAAGACAUGUUUACUUUACGAAGAAGCUGCCAUAG
Akanthomyces muscarius is the source of this 2235-nucleotide messenger RNA. RefSeq lists its product as uncharacterized. The transcript has 3 exons. Bases 1 to 2235 code for a protein of 744 amino acids. Lineage: Eukaryota; Fungi; Ascomycota; Sordariomycetes; Hypocreales; Cordycipitaceae. The record is from RefSeq and is a predicted model, not a curated record.